Molecule: messenger RNA, 1810 nt
Organism: Neodiprion fabricii
Lineage: Eukaryota; Metazoa; Arthropoda; Insecta; Hymenoptera; Diprionidae
Product: hyaluronidase B-like
Exons: 5
Coding region: 16-1410 (464 amino acids)
Biological process (GO): defense response; carbohydrate metabolic process; hyaluronan catabolic process
Molecular function (GO): hyalurononglucosaminidase activity
Source: RefSeq, a predicted model, not a curated record
UGCUGAUAACAUCGGAUGCCGAGUGGAAAUGGUGGGGAAUGUGAUGCGGAAUAUAAAGUGGCCUUAGAUCAAGGGGAAUUCAGUCGAACGCAACCAUUUGACAUGCCGUUGUACAAAAAUACUCAGCCAGGCAGAAAAGUAGAGUACAUAAAAAAAGGCUCUGGCAAAUGUUCGGUUGGAAUGGACUAUAAAACUUUCAAUCAGUGCGCAUUGGUCGCCGUUUUCAUCGCCGUAUCAAAUGCCACAUUUUUUGGUUUGAUGCAGGUGCCUGGUGUCUCGGGUGCUUCGGAAAGCGACUUUUACAUCUACUGGAACGUUCCGACGUUCAUGUGUCACCGGCAUGGGAUGUUCUUCGAAGAAGUACCCGAGUUCGGAAUACGGCAGAACAAGAAGGAUCAUUUUCGCGGUGACCAGAUUGCGAUACUUUACGACCCGGGUGCUUUUCCAGCGUUGCUGAAGGACGAGAACGGGCGCACUGUGAGGAGGAAUGGCGGCGUUCCUCAGGAAGGAAACGUGACUUUCCACUUGGAACUUUUUCGGAAGCACGUGGACCAGCAGAUCGAGGACGUCGGUUUCUCGGGUCUCGCUGUGAUCGACUUUGAAAGCUGGAGGCCCAUAUUCAGGCAGAACUGGGCCUCGCUUGCUCCAUAUCGCGACUUGUCAACGGAAAUUGAAAGAGCCAGGCAUCCGUUCUGGGAUAAGAAUCGAGUCGUCAGCGAGGCGACGAGGCGAUUCGAAAAAUCAGGCCGACUCUUCAUGGAGGACACCUUGCGUCUCGCCCGUACUCUGAGGCCGAAGGCUUCAUGGAGCUACUACGCUUAUCCUUACUGCUUCAAUUUGACGCCAAACGUUCCAACCGUCGGCUGCGACCCGAAAGUUUACCAGGAGAACAACAGACUUUCUUGGAUGUUCAACUUGCAGAACGUUCUCCUACCAUCCGUUUAUCUUCAAGCAAGUUUGCGUCACAAAGAGAGAAUGGAACUUAUCACUGGCAGAGUAACGGAGGCGAUAAGGAUAUCAAAUAGGUCUAAGCAGAAUGCAAAAAAACCGGUGAUUGCUUACUUUUGGUACAAGUACCAGGAUAGUAGGAAUGAGUUCUUGACAAACGAUGACGUGCACGACGGUUUUAAAACAAUCAAAAGUUUGGGAGGAGACGGAAUAGUGAUAUGGGGAAGUUCCGGCGACCUGGACACAAGACUGAAGUGUCAGGCGUUCAAGGAUUAUCUGAACGAGACGCUCGGUCCAAUCGCGAGGAAAUUCAACGUGGGAAGGUCUCUAUUGGACUCUGGGAAACUUGAAGAAAAAGAAAAUGAAGGUCCCGAUUAUACCUCGACUGUGUCAACGGCAGUGAGUAUGAACACCGAAGAAGAGGAGAGUGCGAGGUACAAUUUUAUAGCGCAAAAGGUUUGACGCUAAUGAGGCUUAUGCGAAAUUACAAAUAUUAUGUAAUUAUUACAACUGAUCCUAGACCAGUUACCGUGUAAAGCCAGAGCGGCACUGCACUACAGAGAGCGCGAACAAUAAAGCCAAUCGCAACGAACAGUUCCAACUGAUUCGUAAAUUAGGCUCUUCCGUCUGUACACCUGCCAAUGGCUGAAUCGACGCGUUUUGCUUUGCUCAUACGGUUGUUUUACCUAGUUUUCAUAGAUGUGUCUUCGCAUAAAUGUAUUAUAUAAUGUAGUAUUUACAAGUGUAAGGGUAACGAUCAAAUUAUUCUGAAUAAUAAAAAACCAAAGAAAAUAGUAAAGUAACUCGAUGUAUAGGUAUAUUGUAAAAAUAAAACUCGAAUAAAUUAUGGCUUACCACCCAA